Molecule: messenger RNA, 534 nt
Organism: Candidozyma auris
Lineage: Eukaryota; Fungi; Ascomycota; Pichiomycetes; Serinales; Metschnikowiaceae
Product: succinate dehydrogenase cytochrome b subunit SDH3
Exons: 2
Coding region: 1-534 (177 amino acids)
Biological process (GO): mitochondrial electron transport, succinate to ubiquinone; tricarboxylic acid cycle
Cellular component (GO): membrane
Molecular function (GO): electron transfer activity; succinate dehydrogenase activity
Source: RefSeq, a predicted model, not a curated record
AUGCUUUGCCGUGUUGGUUUGAGACCCCUUGCAAGAGCUUCUAUCGCUAGAUCUCCGGUCGUUUCGUCGGCUUUGCUCAGAAAUGUGAGAUUUGCUUCCACAGAGACCAUGAAGGUGAGCCACGAACAGGAGCAGGAACUUCUUGUUCAGCAGAGAAAGAACCGUCCCGUCUCUCCACACUUGCAGAUUUACCAGCCCCAGCUCACAUGGUACUUGUCAGGUUUGCACAGAAUCACCGGUGUGGCCAUGUCGGGUGCUUUCUACGCCUUGACUUGCACCUACGCCCUUUCUGCUGUGUUUGGCUUCCCAUUCGAGGCUUCCACACUUGUCUCUGCAUUUGCCGGCUUGCCAUUUGCCGUCAAGCUUGGUGCUAAGGCUGCCAUGGCCUUCCCAUUCACAUUCCACUCCUUGAACGGAAUCAGACAUUUGGUGUGGGACUUCGGUAAAGAAUUGACAAUUCCAGGCGUCUACAGAACUGGUUACAUUGUUUUGGCUGCUACCGCUGUCUUCGGAACCUACUUGACCUUCUUCUGA